Messenger RNA from Scatophagus argus, 2613 nucleotides. Its product is annotated as long-chain fatty acid transport protein 6. The transcript is spliced from 10 exons. Lineage: Eukaryota; Metazoa; Chordata; Actinopteri; Scatophagidae. The coding region runs from base 107 to 1960 and encodes 617 amino acids. Gene Ontology annotation, molecular function: long-chain fatty acid transmembrane transporter activity; long-chain fatty acid-CoA ligase activity. The record is from RefSeq and is a predicted model, not a curated record.
GGGCUAUCGGUUUGACUACCGGAUUCCUAAAGGCAUGCGCAGCUGCAGUCUGUGAUUUAAAGUUUUGUAGCAGUCUUGAAGUGAGGUGUGGAGCGUUUACGUAAAGAUGAUAAUUCUGGUGUUUACUAGCAUUUUAGCGGGACUACUUGCUCUUUUUCUUUACCAGAGAACUGCUUAUCCCUUCUUAUGGGAGGACUUGAUUUAUUACUUAAAACUUAGGGGUUACAGAACGACAUUACAGACUCGUAUGCAGCAAGGAAUAGUCACAUAUCUCGACUGUUUUCUCUACCAAGCAAGGAAGAACCCGAACAAACCCUUCAUCAUAUUUGAAAACCAGACUCUGACAUACCAAGAUGUGGACAGGAGAAGCAAUCAGUUCGCGAACGCGUUCAGGAUCGAGGGCUCGGUGAAACAAGGAGACAUUGUUGCCCUGUGCAUGUUCAACGAGCCGGAUUUCAUCUGUGUGUGGUUGGGAUUGUGUAAACUGGGCUGUGAAAUCGCCUUUCUCAACGUUAACAUGAAAGCCACAUCUCUGCUUCGCUGCUUUCAGAGUUGUGGAGCCAAGGCAGUUGUUGUUGGCGCAGAGUUGAUGCAUUUGGUGGAGGAGGUGCUGCCUGAUCUGAGGGACAACAUGACUGUGUGGUUGGUGGAUCACACAUCACCCUCUGAAGACUUCAUCAGUUUAUUAGACAAACUGGACCAUAUGUCUGAGGAAUCUUUAAGUGACCUUCCCAAAGUCGACAUCAUGUCAAACUUUCUCUUCAUUUUUACAUCGGGCACUACAGGUCUCCCCAAAGCAGCCUGUGUGGGUCAUCUGAAAGCCAUUAUGAGUAUGGCCUUCUUUCAUAUGUGUGGAGCCACAUCUGAUGACAUCAUCUACAUUACUCUUCCUCUUUACCACAUGUCUGCUUCCCUGUUGGGAGUUGGAGGAUGCAUACACCUUGGUGCAACAUGUGUGAUAAAAAGGAAGUUUUCUGCCAGUCAGUUUUGGAAGGACUGUGUGAAACACAAUGUAACUGUGGUGCAGUACAUAGGAGAGCUCUGUCGAUACCUAGUCAAUCACCCCACGGUUCCAGAGGAGAGAGCUCAUAAUGUUUGGCUUGCAGCAGGAAGUGGUCUCAGUUCAGAUGUUUGGAAGGAGUUUAUCAAACGCUUUCCUAAAAUAAAGAUCAGAGAGGGGUACGGCUUGACUGAGGCCAGCAUCGGUUUCCUCAAUUACACAGAUGAAGUGGGACCAAUAGGAAGGGCAAGCUAUUUCAACAAGCUUUCUAUGCCCUUUGAGCUCCUGAGAUUUGAUCCACAAACAUAUGAGCCAGUUCGAUCGGACUCUGGAAGAUGCAUACAAGCAAAAAUAGGAGAGGCAGGGAUACUGGUAGCUCCUCUGACAGCCAUGAACCAGUUUUUGGGCUAUGCUGGAAACAAGGUCCAGUCUGAGAAGAAGCUGGUCAGGGGAGUGUUCAAACCUGGGGAUGUCUAUUUCAACACUGGAGACCUUCUACUUCGUGAUCACAAGGGCUUUCUCUACUUCCAUGACCGCAUCGGCGACACCUUCAGAUGGAAAGGAGAGAAUGUUUCCACCACAGAGGUGUCAGAGGUUUUGGGUCUUCUUGAUUUUAUCCAGGGGGCCAGCGUCUAUGGAGUCACCAUACCAGGGCAUGAAGGUAGAGCAGGUAUGGCUGCUAUCGUCUUAAAACAGGAUCAUAAAUUAAAUGGAAAGAAACUCUACAACCAUUUGGUAAAAACACUUCCUGCCUAUGCCUGGCCAUGGUUUCUCAGAAUACAGAGCUCUCUGUGUGUGACUGAGACCUUCAAGCAGCAGAAGGUGAAGCUGGUCCAGGAAGGGUUUAAUCUGAACAUCACCCAAGAUCCUCUGUAUUUCUUAGAUGUCUCUCAGAAGGACUAUAUUCUCCUGACUGUAUCUCUAUAUCAAGACAUUGUGACUGGAAAGAUCAAUUUAUAAACAUUUAGGACAAGACCACUAAGGUAGUACUUUCCUGUAAAGGUUAAUAAACACAUAACUUGAGUGAAAAUGUCAUAAAACCUAAUAAUGUAAUAACUGGACCAAAAAUGUAACAAAAUGUCCUGACUGAUAUUUAUUAUGUCUGUUAAUUUAAUACUUUUAAGGUGGGUCUUUUUUUAAAUGGAUGAUGUAAUAAUUUUGACAGAUAAUGUCCUCAUUGCCUAUUAGGAUAUUUUUUUUCCUCAGUUCAUGUUUUUCCUGUUUUAUUGAGUCUCCGUUUAUUCUGCUUGUUUAUAACCACACUACAGCUAUAGGUUUUUUUUUGUGUGUGUGUGUGUCUUUGUAUGCAGCUAUAUAAACAAACUUUGAUUGAUUGGUUGAUAAUAUUAUAAAGAAAAUUGUGUAUAUUUGUGCAAAUUGUGAUGACAAACAUGAAGUCAGUGUAAAACAGACAUUUUACACUGAUUUCAUGUUUGGAAAUGUAAACUCUAGGCUUUAACAUGCUGUGAUUUGGCAAAGAUGCUCAUUGUUCAUUGUCCAAAGAUCGUCUGUUAGACCAGAGCGAAUCUUAGAUAACAUUAGAAGGUGACAAAAGCUGCAGAAGCUAGCUACACAAGAAUGUGACAAGGCAAAAUGUUUUUUGUUUUUUUUUU